Delphinapterus leucas (beluga whale) is the source of this 6734-nucleotide messenger RNA. It is a transcript of the gene F5, whose product is annotated as coagulation factor V. Gene Ontology annotation, cellular component: plasma membrane. The record is from RefSeq and is a predicted model, not a curated record. Gene Ontology annotation, molecular function: signaling receptor activity; copper ion binding. Lineage: Eukaryota; Metazoa; Chordata; Mammalia; Artiodactyla; Monodontidae.
CACUGCAGUCCUGACAGCGGCCAAGCCCGGCCAAGCCGGGCGCAAUCGGCUGAGGCAGAGGCAGGAAAGGAACCAUGUUCCCAGCUUGCCCUUGCCUCUGGGUCCUCGUGGUCCUGGGCUCCAGCUGGGCAGGCUGGGGGAGCCUAGGGGCUGAAGCAGCGCGGCUAAGGCAGUUCUACGUGGCUGCUCAGAGCAUCAGCUGGAACUAUCGCCCCGAGUCCACAUACCUUAGUUCGAAUACUUCUGCAACCUCCUUUAAGAAAAUUGUCUACAGAGAGUAUGAAGCAUAUUUUCAGAAAGAAAAACCACGAUCCACAACUUCAGGACUUCUCGGGCCUACUUUAUAUGCUGAAGUUGGAGACAUCAUGAAAGUUCACUUUAAGAAUAAGGCAGACAAGCCCUUAAGCAUCCAUCCUCAAGGAAUUAAGUACAGUAAAUUCUCAGAAGGUGCUUCUUACCCUGACCACACAUUCCCUGUGGAGAGGAUGGAUGAUUCUGUAGCUCCGGGCCAAGAAUAUACCUAUGAGUGGAAUAUCAGUGAGGACAGUGGGCCCACCCACGAUGACCCUCCAUGCCUCACAUAUAUCUAUUACUCCUAUGAAAAUCUGGUACACGACUUCAACUCUGGACUGAUUGGACCUCUGCUUAUUUGUAAGAAAGGCACCCUAACUGAGGAUGGGAUACAGAAGAUGUUUGACAAGCAACACGUACUGAUGUUUGCUGUGUUUGAUGAAAGUAAAAGCUGGAACCAGACAUCAUCCCUAAUGUACACAGUCAAUGGCUAUGUGAAUGGGACAAUGCCAGAUAUAACAGUUUGUGCCCAUGACCACAUCAGUUGGCAUCUGAUUGGAAUGAGCUCUGGGCCAGAACUGUUCUCCAUUCAUUUCAACGGCCAGGUCCUGGAGCAGAGCCGUCAUAAGAUCUCAGCCAUCACUCUCGUCAGUGCUACGUCCACAACUGCAAACAUGACCGUGAGCCUAGAGGGAAAGUGGAUCAUAUCUUCGCUCAUCCCAAAACAUUUUCAAGCUGGGAUGCAGGCUUACAUAGACAUUAAAAACUGUGCAAGGAAAACCAGGAAUCCUAAGAAACUAACUCGAGACCAGAGGCGGCACGUUAAGAGAUGGGAAUACUUCAUUGCUGCAGAGGAAGUCAUUUGGGACUAUGCACCUAUAAUACCAGCAAACAUGGACAAAAAGUACAGAUCUCUGCAUUUGGAUAAUUUCUCAAACCAAAUUGGAAAACAUUAUAAGAAGGUUGUCUACAAACAGUACCAAGAUGCAUCCUUCACCAAACUCCUGGAGAAUCCCAAUAUCAAAGAAGAUGGGAUCUUGGGCCCUAUUAUCAGAGCCCAGGUCAGAGACACACUUAAAAUCAUGUUCAAAAAUAUGGCCAGCCGCAGCUACAGCAUUUACCCUCAUGGUGUGACCUUCUCUUGUUAUGAAGAUGAAGUCAACUCUUCCUCCACCUCAGGCAGUAACACCAUGAUCAAAGCAGUUCAACCAGGGGAAACCUAUACUUAUAAGUGGAACAUCCUAGAGUCUGAUGAACCCAUGGAAAAUGAUGCUCAGUGCUUAACAAGACCAUACUACAGUAAUGUGGACAUCACAAGGGACAUUGCCUCUGGGCUGAUAGGGCUACUUCUAAUUUGUAAGAGCAGAUCCUUGGAUAAGCGAGGCAUACAGAGGGCAGCAGACAUUGAGCAGCAGGCUGUGUUUGCUGUGUUUGAUGAGAACAAGAGCUGGUACAUUGAGGACAACAUCUACAAGUUCUGUGAAAAUCCUGAGAAGGUGAAACGUGAUGACCCCAAGUUUUAUGAGUCAAACAUCAUGAGCACUAUCAAUGGCUAUGUGCCUGAGAGCAUACCCACACUAGGAUUCUGCUUUGAUGACACCGUCCAGUGGCACUUCUGCAGUAUGGGAACCCAGAAUGACAUUUUGACCAUUCACUUCACUGGGCACUCAUUCAUCUAUGGAAAGAAACACGAGGACACUUUGACCCUCUUCCCCAUGCGUGGGGAAUCUGUGACCGUCACAAUGGAUAAUGUUGGAACUUGGAUGUUAACUACCAUGAAUUCCAAUCCAAGAAGCAAAAAACUGUGGCUGAGAUUCAGGGAUGUUAAGUGUAUCCGGGAUUAUGAUGAUGACUCAUAUGAGAUUAUAUACGAACCUUCAGGAUCUACAUCCAUAACUACAAGGAAAAUGCGUGAAUCAUCAGAAAUCAAAGAUAAAAAUAAUGAUGCUGACUAUGAUUACCAGAACACACUGGCUUUAUCAUUAGGAAUCAGGUCAUUCAGAAAUUCAUCAUCAAAUCAGGAGGAAGAUAAGUUCAAUCUUACCGCACUGGCUCUGGAGAACAACUCUGAAUUCAUUCCUCCAAGUACCAACAGAACUGUUGGUUCAAAUUCUUCUUCCCCAGGUAACAUUAGCAGGCUUAUUGCCAAUAACUUUGCACAACCUCUGAAAAUUCUUCCUCACCCAGAAGCCACCAUAGCUGGUCCCCCGCUAGGACACACCAGCUUAGAUAAGAACUCAAUUCUCAACCCUCCCACAGCAGAGCAUUCCAGCCCUUAUUCUGAAGACCCUAUAGAAGAUCCUCUAUACUCAGAUGUCACAGGGAUAAGCCUGCUUCCAUUUGGUACAGAAGAAUUCAGAAAUCAAGAACAUGCUAAACAUAAAAGAUUCAAGGCAGGAAGAGGCCGAGGAGCAAAGCAUAGAUUCUCCCAGAUGGAAUUCCCAGCACAUAAAACUGGUAGACAUUUAAGCCAAGGCAACUCUUCUUCUUCCAGAAUAGGGCCCUGGGAGGACCUUCCCAGUGAUCUGUUACUCUUACAACAAAAGGAUCCAUCUAAGAUUCUGAAUGGGGAAUGGCAUUUGGUUUCUGAGAAAGGCAGUUAUGAAAUAAUCCAAGAUGCUGAUGAAGUUAAGGUUGUUAAUAAGCUGCCAAACAGCCCCCAGAAUGACUCAAGGACUUGGGGAGAAAACAUCCCUUUUAAAAACAAGCAUGGAAAGCAGAGUGGCCACCCAACGUUUUUUGUAACUAGACAUAAACCUCUACAAGGAAGACAAGAUGGAGGAAAUAGUAGAUUGAAGAAAGGCCUUUUUUUAAUUAGGACGCGAAGAAAGAAAAAGGAAGAGAAGCCUGCACACCAUGUUCCUCUAUCUCCAAGGAGUUUUCACCCUCUGAGAGUAGAGGCCAACACCCCAUUUUCAGAUGGGAGACAUAAUCAUUCAUUGUUACUCCACACAUCCAAUGAAACAUCUCUUCCCGCAGACCUCAAUCAGACACUCCCCUCUAUGAACCUUAGCCUCAUGGCCUCACAUCCUGAUGGUGAUCAAAACCCCCCAAAUGACACCAGUCAGACAAGCUCCCCUCCAGAUCUUUAUCAGACAGUGAGCCCAGAGGAACACUAUCAAACAUUCCCUAUUCAAGACUCUGAUCCAACGCACUCCACUACAGUCCCCAGUCACAGAUCUCUUCCUCCAGAGCCCAGCCAGAUACCCAACUAUGACCUAAGAAACAAGGCCUUCCCUACUGAUGUUAGUCAAACGUUCCCUUCCUUGGAACCUGAAGUCUGGCAGACAACUACCUCUCUAGACCUCAGUCAGCCAUCCCUCUAUCCAGAUCUCAGCCGGACCACCCUUUCUCCAGACCCUGGACAGGAGACUCUCUCUCCAGACCUCAGCCAGACAACAUUUUCCCCAGACCUUAGCCAGGAGACUCUCUCUCCAGACUUCAGCCAGACAACACUUUCCCCAGAUCUUAGCCAGGAGACUCUCUCUCCAGACCUCGGCCAGACAACCCUUUCUCCAGACCUCGGCCAGACAACCCUUUCUCCAGACCUCGGCCAGACAACACUUUCCCCAGAUCUUAGCCGGGAGACUCUCUCUCCAGACCUCAGCCAGAUGGCCCUUUCCCCAGACCUUGGCCAGGAGACUCUCUCUCCAGACCUCAGCCAGACAACGCUUUCCCCAGACCUUAGCCAGGAGACUCUCUCUCCAGACCUCAGCCAGACAACGCUUUCCCCAGACCUCAGCCAGGAGAUUCUCUCUCCAGACCUCAGCCCGAUGGCCCUUUCCCCAGACCUUGGCCAGGAGACUCUCUCUCCAGACCUCAGCCAGACAACCCUUUCUCCAGACCUUGGCCAGACAACACUUUCCCCAGAUCUUGGCCAGACGACUCUUCCCCCAAACCUCAGUCAGAUGCCACUUUCCCCAGACCUCAACCAGGCAACUCUCUCUCCAGACAUCAGUCAGACAUCCCUUCCUCUUGAUCUCAGGCAGACAUCACCUCCUCUAGAUCUCGAUCAGACAUCCCACACUUCUGAAUCUAUUCAGUCAUUGCCUCUCCCAGAACUUGGUCAGACUUUCCCUUAUGCAGAUCUUGGUCAGAUGCCAACUCCUCCACCACAUUCUCCACUAAAUAACACUUUUAUACCAAGAGAAUUUAAUCCACUGGUCGUAGUAGGCCUCAGUAGAGAUGAUGGAGAUUACAUUGAAAUUAUUCCAAGGCAGAAGGAAGAGAGCAGUGAAGAAGACUAUGGUGAAUUUGAUUUUGUGGCCUAUGAUGACCCUUACCAAACCGAUCUUAGGACAGACAUCAACUCCUCCAGAAAUCCUGACAACAUUGCAGCAUGGUACCUUCGCAGCAACAAUGGAAACAGAAAAAAUUAUUUCAUUGCUGCUGAAGAACUAUCCUGGGAUUAUUCAAAAUUUGCACAAAGUGAAGACAUUGAUGAUGUUUCAAAGGACACCAUAUACAAGAAAGUAGUUUUUCGAAAGUACCUUGAUAGCACUUUUAACAAGCUUGAUCCUCGGGGAGAGUAUGAAGAGCAUCUUGGCAUACUUGGUCCUAUCAUUAGAGCUGAAGUGGAUGAUGUUAUCCAAGUUCGUUUUAAAAACUUAGCAUCCAGACCAUAUUCUCUUCAUGCCCAUGGGCUUUCCUAUGAAAAAUCAUCAGAGGGAAAGACUUAUGAAGAUGACUCUCCUGAAUGGUUUAAGGAAGACAAUGCUGUUCAGCCCAACAGCACUUAUACAUAUGUAUGGCAUGCCACUGAGCGAUCAGGGCCAGAAAAUCCUGGCUCUGCCUGUCGGGCUUGGGCCUACUACUCGGCAGUGAACCCGGAAAAAGAUAUCCAUUCAGGCUUGAUAGGACCCCUUCUGAUCUGCCGAAAAGGAACACUUCAUAAGGAGACCAACAUGCCUGUGGACAUGAGAGAAUUUGUCCUACUUUUUAUGGUAUUUGAUGAAAAGAAGAGCUGGUACUAUGAAAAGAAGCCCAUGAGGUCUUGGAGACGCACAUCCUCAGAAGUAAAAAACUCCCAUGAGUUUCAUGCCAUCAAUGGGAUGAUCUACAACUUGCCUGGCCUGAGAAUGUAUGAGCAAGAGUGGGUGAGGUUGCACCUGCUGAACGUAGGCGGCUCCCAGGACAUUCAUGUGGUUCACUUUCAUGGCCAGACCUUGCUGGAAAAUGGCACUCAACAGCACCAGUUAGGGGUCUGGCCUCUUCUGCCUGGUUCAUUUAAAACUCUUGAAAUGAAGGCAUCAAAACCUGGCUGGUGGCUCCUAGACACAGAAGUUGGAGAAAACCAGAGAGCAGGGAUGCAAACGCCAUUUCUCAUCACAGACAGAGACUGUAAAAUGCCAAUGGGACUAAGCACUGGUCUCAUAGCUGAUUCACAGAUCAAGGCUUCUGAGUUUUGGGGUUAUUGGGAACCCAAAUUAGCAAGACUAAACAAUGGUGGAUCAUAUAAUGCUUGGAUCGCAGAAAAACUUUCAGUAGAAUUUAACCCUAAACCUUGGAUCCAGGUAGACAUGCAAAGGGAAGUCCUGUUGACAGGGAUCCAGACCCAAGGUGCCAAACACUACCUGAAGUCUUACUACACCACCGAGUUCUUUGUGGCUUACAGCUCUGACCGGACCAACUGGCGGAUCUUCAAAGGAAACAGCACUAGGAACGUGAUGUAUUUUAAUGGCAAUUCGGAUGCCUCUACAAUAAAAGAGAAUCAGUUUGACCCACCUGUUGUGGCUAGAUAUAUUAGAAUCUCUCCAACUAAAUCCUAUAACAAACCUGCCCUUCGAUUGGAGCUGCAAGGUUGCGAGGUUAACGGAUGCUCUACACCGCUGGGUAUGGAAAGUGGAAAGAUAGAAAACAAGCAAAUCACAGCUUCCUCAAUUAAAAACUCUUGGUGGGGAGAUUACUGGGAACCCUUCAUUGCCCGUCUUAAUGCCCAGGGCCGUGUGAAUGCCUGGCAAGCCAAGGCAAACAACAACAAUCAGUGGUUACAAAUUGAUCUGCUCAAAAUCAAGAAGAUAACAGCGAUUGUAACACAGGGUUGCAAGUCUCUGUCCUCUGAAAUGUAUGUGAAGAGCUACACCAUCCAGUACAGUGACCAGGGAGUCAAAUGGAAACCUUACAGAGAGAAAUCCUCGUUGGUGGACAAGAUUUUCGAAGGAAAUAAUAAUAUCAAAGGACACGCGAAGAACUUUUUCAACCCACCAAUCAUUUCCAGGUUUAUACGCGUCAUUCCUAAAACAUGGAAUCAAAACAUUGCACUUCGCCUGGAACUCUUUGGCUGUGAUAUUUAAUAGAAUUGAUUAUUCUAAAAGAUAGGAGGGACUCAACGAUAUCAAACCAUUUAGGGUGGACAAUGUAUUUUAGAGCUAUUUUAAAUAUUAAAAUUUUUCCACUAUUUCUCUUUUUUCUAUUAGAGAAUAAAAUUUUAUAUGUGAAACCUU